Messenger RNA from Manis pentadactyla (Chinese pangolin), 2061 nucleotides. It is a transcript of the gene PPP1R2, whose product is annotated as protein phosphatase 1 regulatory inhibitor subunit 2. Bases 306 to 923 code for a protein of 205 amino acids. Gene Ontology annotation, molecular function: protein phosphatase inhibitor activity. NCBI's taxonomy places the organism in Eukaryota, Metazoa, Chordata, Mammalia, Pholidota, Manidae. The transcript has 6 exons. Gene Ontology annotation, biological process: regulation of signal transduction. The record is from RefSeq and is a predicted model, not a curated record.
UUCAGCUGCGGCGUCGCUCGCGCGCCGGUGUGUUAGGCCGGCUUCUUUCCCUACGGGUCGUGGUUAAAGUGCUGGUGGCAAAGGGCACGUGAAGGGCCGCCUCCCGCGCGGCGUCAGCUCAGGCGUCGGUGUCGUUGUGUCGUUGACAGCGACGCCUGUAGCCGUUUCUGAGACAUCAGGUGCGGCCGCCUUAGCCCCAAGCGGGCUCUGCGGCUGCCUGGCGAGUCUCUGCUCGCGCUCAGUCUUUUCCUUCCUGGACCCCGCACCAAGCAGCAACGCUGAGCCGACCGCCGGAGCGGCGGGCAAUGGCGGCCUCGACGGCCUCGCACCGGCCCAUCAAGGGGAUCCUGAAGAACAAGAGCUCUAAGACUUCCUCUGUGGUGGCCUCGGCCGAGCAGCCCGGCAGGAGUGUCGACGAAGAGCUGAGUAAAAAAUCCCAGAAGUGGGAUGAAAUGAACAUCCUGGCAACAUAUCAUCCAGCAGACAAAGACUAUGGUUUAAUGAAAAUAGAUGAACCUAGCACUCCUUACCAUAGUAUGUUAGGUGAUGAUGAUGAUGCAUUAAGUGAUUCAGAAACCACUGAAGCCCUGGCCCCAGAUAUCUUAGCCAAGAAAUUAGCUGCUGCAGAAGGCUUGGAGCCAAAGUAUCGUAUCCAUGAACAAGAAAGCAGUGGAGAUGAGGAUAGUGACCUCUCACCUGAAGAAAAAGAAAAAAAACGACAGUUUGAAAUGAAAAGGAAACUUCACUACAAUGAAGGACUGAAUAUUAAACUAGCUAGGCAGUUAAUUUCAAAAGACCUACACGAUGAUGAUGAUGAAGAUGAAGAAAUGUCAGAGACUGCAGCUGAAGAAAGCAUGAAAAUGGAAGAAUCAAGUCAAGGAUCUACCAGUGACCAACUGCAAAACAAAUCACAGACUUCAUAGAGGAGAUUUGUUCAACACUUAUAACUGUCAGAUGCAAACCCUGUUACUGUAAUACACUGCUUGUUGUUCUACAGUUCAUGACUUGAGUACCAAAAUGUAUACCAGUUAUUAUAUAUUGCCAAGAACUAACUUUAGAGACUAAUUAGACUCAGAAUGCCUAAUUGAUACGUAUAUUCUUGUGCCUAGUACUUCACCACAAAUACAGCAUAUCACCAAUCCAAAACUACAUUACUUUUAUAAGAACACUGGUUCAUCUGUAUAAGGUAUUAUAUAGCUUUUUAUGCUUUAGAGUUUAAAUAAUACCUUUUGGGGGGGAUGAUCUAAUUUAUUUUCUUCACUUCUAGAUGUGAUAGUUCUUAUAAAUUUUUUUUUAAUCAAAAUCCAGGCUGAUAAAUAUUCAGUCCAAAAGUAUUUUAUCUGUGUCUUCAACUUGGCUUAUCUAACUGAAAGGAUUAUAAGAUUUAACUGUUGCAUUUUCUGGUCUAUUACCUUUAAAAUUCCUCUUGAGCUUCUUUAUGUUUACAAGGAAAGGAUUGAACAUUUUUUCAUCAAAACUAGCUUUUUUCACAAAUAAAUUAUCUAGUUAAACUUGCAUUAACAUCUGCUUUUUAUUGUAUACUCGAUGGGCAGGCUUAAGAUCAGUUUUUAAAAUACAACUGUAUACAGUCUCAGCAUCCCUUUCCUGUACCUAUCUUAACCUCCUGCCUUUGUUUCUGUAACUCCUUUCCACACAUACACAUACAUACCUUUACCUUUAUAAAGAUUGUCAUGACAACAUUAGGAACUCUUCCUUCUCUCACAUAUCCUAUCAUUUGCUGCAACAAUGAAAUUCUUAUUUUGACUAUCAAUGCCUAUUAGUUCUUCUAAUACAUAGAGGAAAUAAAUUGAAUAGCAGCAUUACUAUAGGCAGGAAAUACAAUUCAGCUGCAGAAUUUCUACAUCUGAUUUACAGUUUGCUAAUUAAUUAUUAUUCAUUUAUUAUUUGACUUAGACCCUAGAAAACAACCAACCAAGGUGGGUUUUUUUGUGUGAUGAGAGAAUUGUGUGUAAACAGUGAUAUGAUUGAUAGUACCUGCAUGUACAGACUGAAAGUGUGAUUCUGAACACUUUUUAAUUUAAAAACUUUUAAUAUCCCCUG